Dothidotthia symphoricarpi CBS 119687 is the source of this 1509-nucleotide messenger RNA. Its product is annotated as sugar transporter. The record is from RefSeq and is a predicted model, not a curated record. Lineage: Eukaryota; Fungi; Ascomycota; Dothideomycetes; Pleosporales; Dothidotthiaceae. Gene Ontology annotation, molecular function: carbohydrate:proton symporter activity. Gene Ontology annotation, cellular component: membrane. Gene Ontology annotation, biological process: transmembrane transport; carbohydrate transport. The transcript has 4 exons. The coding region runs from base 1 to 1509 and encodes 502 amino acids.
AUGGUUACCUCUAAACGAGCGUACAACUGGUACGUCUCGCUCGUUGCCGCAUCAUGCAUGGUGCUCUAUGGAUACGAUGCCUCUGUAUUCAAUGCCGUGCAAGGCUCGAAGAACUGGGUUGCCUACUUCAACCAUCCUGGCCCCAACAUCAUCGGAGCGAUCAACACUGCCUAUACGGUCGGAGCUGUGGUGGCUGGAUUCUUCUUGGGUGGCCCUCUUGCUGAUUUCGCCGGACGCCGAGUUGGCAUGGCGACUGGCUCGGUCCUUGUCAUUAUCGCUACAUUGAUGCAGACUUUCAGCCCACGCGGGAACAUUGGAUGCUUCAUUGCUGGACGUGUUAUCAUUGGUUUAGGUCAGGGUCUUGCUCUGACUGCUGGUCCCAUCUACAUCGGUGAAAUGGCACCUGCAGAGAUUCGAGGAAAGAUCAUGUCCUUCUGGCAAAUGUUCUACUCUGUCGGCUCCUUCAUUGCGUACUGGGUCAACUACGCCUGCACCAAAUACCCCAAGCACCUCGGCGAAUGGGACUGGAGGAUGGUUAUCAUAUUCCAGCUCCUCGUUCCUAUUCUUAUCCUUUCGCAAAUCUUCUUCAUCCCGGAGUCUCCCCGAUGGUACAUCCAGAAAGGCAAACGCUACGACCAAGCCCGCAAUUCUCUGCUCCGAGUUCGUGACUCUGAGCAGGAGGUUGACGACGAGAUCCUGACAAUCAGAGAAGCCCUUGAAUUUGAGGCCGAGGCUAUCUCCAGUGGCUACUCCGCGUUGUGGAAGGACAAGAGUGUUCGCAAGCGAAUGUACAUUGCGAUGAUUGUCAACGCCGGUCAGCAGAUCACAGGACAGGGAACUUUCAACUCAUACUCUACGAUCAUCUACAAGAAGGUCUUCAAGAGUGCCGACACAAUUGCUCUUAUUAACGCGUUGAACGCAACUUGCGCUAUCUUCUUCACCCUCAAUGCCACCUGGACAGUCGAUCGCUUCGGCCGCAAAUUUUUGUUCAUCCUUGGUGGCAUCGGUAUGGGUAUUUGUAUGAUCAUCACCGCAACCGUUGAAACACAAACCCCAUCGGUCGACGGGGCCAAGACACAGCCAGUUGCCAUCGCAAUUGUAUUCAUGAUGUUCCUCUUCGCCUUCUUUUACAAGCCUUCUUGGGGCGCUACCGUCUGGAUCUUCACCGCCGAGAUUUUCUCCAUGAACGUUCGUGCCCAGGCUGUCGGCAUGUGCUCGCAGACCCAAAACGUGGCAAACUCGAUUUUCCAGCAAUUCUUCCCUCUUUUCCUGGAAAGGGAGGGUUUCUACGCCUUCUACAUGUUCGCUGGCAUCAACUUUCUACUAGCUGCUUUUGUCUGGUUCUUCGUGCCAGAAACCAAGAACGUGAGUCUGGAGGAGAUGGACACAAAGUUCGGUGGUGCCAAUCACGUCGAGGGCGGCGCUGAGAUUGAGCAUAAAGACGUGGACAGACAAGCAAGCAUCUCGAUCAACCCUGACGAGAAGACCAUUACUGAGAGGAGGAAUUAG